Molecule: messenger RNA, 1038 nt
Organism: Seminavis robusta
Lineage: Eukaryota; Bacillariophyta; Bacillariophyceae; Naviculales; Naviculaceae
Source: the annotation of a GenBank genome assembly
AUGUCAACCAAAGGCAACGGCGCUGAAGGUUCGGCCGACGAUGAAAGGGAAAAACAAAACUCGCUGCAUCAAAAAUAUCUCGAAAUCAAGCGUGAACACAGCCUUCGAACAAGUGAAGGGCUUCGUCGGAUUGCUGAAGGGCAUGGUCAGGUUGCGUCUGCCGUUGUUGAAUACUAUGAUCAGAUGAUUGAGCUCCAAAAAAGAGGCUUUCUGCCACCCCCAGGUGCUCUCCAACUUCCAGCUCAAUGGGGCAUUCCACCCUUUCUAUCAGCUCAUAUGGUGUUGCCUCCAAUGAUGGUGGCACCGACCAAUCACCCGCCAGCAAUAAAUAAUCGCCCAUCUUCGGCCAGAGCCAGUUCGAGGGUUCCUACUGGUACCAAUAAUCCAGAGUCAAAGGAAACUUCUGACGGUACCACUCCCAAAGUUCCCCCCAAACCUCCAUCCAUGUCAUCAUCAUCGUCGUCGUCUGAUAGCGAGACUGACGAGGCGGACGACGGCACUCCAACCGAUCGUCAUAUUUGGCCCGAUGGAACGUGUCAGUAUGUUGCCUCGGCAAAACAAAUAAAGCCUACAGGAGCUGUCAAUAUUGGUUGGGCAUUUUACAUGCUCCAAACCAACAAGAACAAAAACGGUGUCAUUGCUCGAAAAAGCUACUGUCUUGGCACAAUGGAGUGUCCUACCAAGGGCUGUCCCUUUUCCUUGCGGCCAAUGAAUCCACCAUUCAAUAAGCUCGGGAUGCCACCUCGACCUCACCGCAAGGCAUGCCCAAGGCAUCCUGACCGUCCCCUGAAAUGGGUACCUUGCACUGGCGGGGAACUAGCAACAGCAAGGCAAAGAAACAUUGAAGGUGGCAAUCCGUGCAUUAUUAUUCAAACUCACAAGCCAGGAAAUGGUUCGGCCAAAGUGGAGCAUUAUGGCACUCACAAUCACCGAAGGCCACCCGCGAACAAGGCCAGUCCACUGUCCUUGAAGCGAAUGGAGAAAAUGGUUCUGGAGAACCCAAUAAAAAAGAAAGGGCGUUCCACAGGAAACGACUGA